This is a messenger RNA of Oryza brachyantha (malo sina), 2124 nucleotides long. RefSeq names its product probable inactive purple acid phosphatase 1. The record is from RefSeq and is a predicted model, not a curated record. The transcript is spliced from 13 exons. The coding region runs from base 162 to 1994 and encodes 610 amino acids. Lineage: Eukaryota; Viridiplantae; Streptophyta; Magnoliopsida; Poales; Poaceae. Gene Ontology annotation, molecular function: acid phosphatase activity; metal ion binding.
AUGGUCCAGUGUCAGCACGCAUUCAUACCUCAAUGAUUGGAUGUGUCUUUAUAUGAUCACAUCUCCAUCCAUUUCCAUCCAAGGAGCUGCCUUUUCUUGCUGCCUUGCUCUCUUUCUGGGAGGUUGCUGCAAUCUGUCUCUGAAGGAGGAGGAGGAGCAGUAUGAUCAGGUUGUGGGUGGUGGCCACAUGGCUGACUGUUUGCGCGGCGGCGGCACACCCCGGCGAGCAGCCGCUGUCGAGGAUCGCCGUCGAGAGGAUGGUCCUUGCCGUCGAUGAAUCGGCGCAUGUCAAGGCGUCUCCUUUGGUUCUUGGACUGAAGGGUCAGACCAGUGAAUGGGUAGAUGUAGAGUUCUUCCAUCCAAAACCCUCCAGUGAUGACUGGAUUGGAGUGUUUUCUCCAGCUGAUUUCAGUUCUUCAGUCUGUGAGGCUUAUGGUGUUCCACAAUAUUACCCAAUGCUAUGCACAGCACCUAUCAAGUACCAAUUUGCGAACUUCAGUAAUGAUGGCUAUAGUAAGUCUGGGAAGGGCUACCUGAAGCUUCAGUUAAUCAACCAGAGGGAGGAUUUCUCAUUUGCACUUUUUUCUGGUGGCCUCAAGAAGCCGAAGCUGGUUGCUGUCUCAAACAAGAUCUCAUUUGCGAAUCCGAAGGCGCCUGUGUACCCACGUUUGGCGCAAGGGAAGUCUUGGAAUGAAAUGACAGUCACUUGGACAAGUGGGUACGAUAUUAAAGAAGCCGUUCCUUUCGUUGAAUGGGGCGCGAAAGGAGGACCUCGGUUACUUUCUCCAGCUGGAACUUUAACAUUUGACAGAAACAGCAUGUGUGGUGCACCGGCACGAACUGUUGGAUGGCGCCAUCCUGGUUACAUCCAUACAAGUUACUUGAAGGAACUGUGGCCAGAUUCACUGUAUACCUACAGACUUGGCCAUAGGUUACCAAAUGGUACCCACAUCUGGAGCAAGUCAUACAGCUUCAAAGCAUCACCUUAUCCUGGACAAGAUUCUGUGCAGAGAGUGGUCAUAUUUGGAGACAUGGGAAAGGCAGAGGCAGAUGGUUCAAAUGAGUUCAAUGACUUCCAGCCAGGUUCGCUGCAAACUACUAACCAGAUCAUCAGAGACCUGAAAAACAUUGACAUGGUGGUCCAUAUUGGGGAUAUUUGCUAUGCAAAUGGUUACUUGUCGCAGUGGGAUCAGUUCACCGCGCAGAUCGAACCGAUUGCUUCGACUGUGCCAUACAUGAUUGGCAUGGGUAACCAUGAGAGGGAUUGGCCAGGAACUGGUUCUUUCUAUAAAAACCUUGACUCCGGUGGAGAAUGUGGUGUUCCUGCUCAAACUAUGUUCUAUACUCCUUCUGUAAAUCGUGCAAAAUUAUGGUAUGCGACGGACUAUGGCAUGUUCAGGUUCUGCAUUGCUAAUACAGAAGAGGACUGGAGGCCGGGGACCGAGCAGUAUAAGUUCAUUGAGCAAUGCCUGUCAUCGGUCGACAGGUCGAAGCAACCAUGGCUCAUCUUCCUUGCACACCGUGUUCUCGGGUAUUCAUCGUGCACCUACUACGAAGAAGAGGGUACAUUUGAGGAACCGAUGGGACGAGAAGCACUACAAGAACUUUGGCAGAAGUACAAGGUCGACCUCGCCUUCUAUGGUCAUGUCCACAACUAUGAAAGAACAUGUCCGGUCUAUCAGAGUAAAUGUGUUGCUGAUGGUUCAGACCAUUACAGUGGUCCAUUCACGGCGACAACGCAUGUGGUCGUUGGCGGUGCUGGUGCCAGCAUCUACGACUCAAAAUUCACCACUUCAAAUAUCAACUGGAGUUACUAUAGAGACUUCGACUAUGGUUUUGUCAAGCUUACAGCUUUGAAUCGUUCAUCCUUGCUAUUUGAGUACAAGAAGAGUAGCGACGGCAAUGUAUAUGAUCAUUUCACAAUCUCACGCGACUACCGGGACAUCCUGGCCUGUUCAAUUGACAACUGCCCUCGGACCACACUGGCUACCUAAAGCAUGAACAGCUCUAGACAGGGUCGCAGGUAGAUUAAUUGAUGGAUACUUUUAGAGAAAGCUAGUUCAUGUACAUAGUCCAUUGGGACUAUUCCAAUAAAUCUGAAUAAAUACGAAAUUUUCCUGACUG